This is a messenger RNA of Crotalus tigris (Tiger rattlesnake), 1107 nucleotides long. Its product is annotated as mas-related G-protein coupled receptor member H-like. Gene Ontology annotation, cellular component: membrane. Gene Ontology annotation, biological process: G protein-coupled receptor signaling pathway. Gene Ontology annotation, molecular function: G protein-coupled receptor activity. Bases 106 to 1107 code for a protein of 333 amino acids. NCBI's taxonomy places the organism in Eukaryota, Metazoa, Chordata, Lepidosauria, Squamata, Viperidae. The record is from RefSeq and is a predicted model, not a curated record. The transcript is spliced from 2 exons.
ACACAUCAUAAUUGUGGAGCCAGUUCUAUCUUGGCAGAAUUAUAGUGCAGUAAUGUGAAAAACAGAAGAUUGAUCAAUGAAGACUAAAAGGAGAACUGGAAUCUGAUGCUAAGAAAAAGUAUGAAACAUUUUAAUAGCAACAUGGAGGCAGAGGAAAGUCCCUUGUCUUCCCGAUUUCUGGAUAUAGAGGAAUACGAUUUAGAAGAAAAAAUACUAAUUGUCUGUCUUCCGAUCUGCAUUUUGGGAUUCAUAGGAAAUUCAAUUAUUUUGUGGCUCCUUUGCUGCAAGAUCAAGAUUAAAUUAAGCCUGUAUUUUGUGUGUGUGGCAGCUGCUAAUAACAUUAUGACCUUCAGCAUCAUUUUUGAGUAUGUUAUGUUUUUUGCACCAGUGAAUUUCAGUUUAAUGUAUCACCAUGUAUUGCAUAUUUUGUAUUUAAGCAGUCAUCAGGUCGGCUUUUAUAUCUUUACAGCGAUCGCUGCUGAAAGAUGGUGUAUUCACUUUUUCCCUAUUUGGUAUAAACAGUUUCGGCCCGUGAAUUUCUCAGCCAUUAUGUCCUUUUUCUUGUGGGGGUUCACCACCCUGUUAUCAAUUGUGACCCACUAUAUUUGCUCUCCAAUAAAAGAAAUACACUUCAGUGACAUUGAGAGUUGUACAACUUCAACCAUCAUAGAAAUCAUCACUCAAACCAUUUUUAUUCCAAGUAUGGUAUUUUUUUCUUUGGGCAUAUGGAUUAGAAUUCAUGUGAGACAAGAGGAAGCUCCUCCACUGAGACUAGACAUCGUCAUUGUAACCACAGUUCUUCUCUUUCUGAUGUUGAAUGUACCGCUUAACUUAGCUAGGAUCUUAAUGUACUGGGUCAACAGCAUAGAUGGAUAUAUUCUGAGUAACCUUAGCGCACUGUUUGAGUCUAUCAUUAGUUCUGCCAGUCCUUUGAUAUAUCUCAUUGUUGGGUAUUGGAAGAAGCCGAAAAUGGAGAUAUCCUGUGUGUGUCUUGGAAUAGCUUUGUCAGACAAAACUGUCAUGACUGUAAAAACACAAACACAGACUGAAAAACCAACAACUGUAUGCAUAGAAGAAAAUGGAUGUGCAUUCUCUGCUGCAAAAUAA